This is a messenger RNA of Procambarus clarkii (red swamp crayfish), 2261 nucleotides long. RefSeq lists its product as uncharacterized. The record is from RefSeq and is a predicted model, not a curated record. NCBI's taxonomy places the organism in Eukaryota, Metazoa, Arthropoda, Malacostraca, Decapoda, Cambaridae.
GGGACAACACCACAGGGCUCUCCUUGUCGUGUUGUUGCCAGUAAUACCGAGACCAGCAUUAACUAGGCACUCACUGCUCCACUAUACCUUUGUGAAGGUGUGCUGCAGGUGACGGAGAUCCAGGAUGGUGGCAGAGAGGCUGGAGGCGUGGUGGGUGGCGCCGCUGGUGGCGAAGCGGGUGACGCCGCUGGUGGUGGGGACGUUGCUACUCUCCUUGCUCCUCACCCCUUACCUGCUGCCUCGAUUUCGCUUCCCACACCCACCAUUGCCACCACACCUUGCAUCACCAUUACUAACCUCAUCACCCCAACUUGCAUCACCAUUACUAACCUCAUCACCCCAACUUGCAUCACCAUUACUAACCUCAUUACCACCACAAAUAUCACUAACAUCACUUCCACCACAAACAUCGUCAUCAAACUCAUCAUCACCGUCGCCACACAAGACCACGAGACACCACCCAGCCUAUGACAGACGCUGCUACAAGUACCACACAAACCUUCAUGCUGAGAACAUAUGCUGCAGAACAGCCAACUUCAGUGGUUCUAUCAGCAUGAUCCACCAGUGUAUUACCAAGGCCAAUGCCCAGCUUCUGAAGGUCCACAGAGGCUCUAGUACUGGCGGCAGCACCACUGAAGGUGGUAGUGGAGGACCAGCCGCCAGGAGCGAGCACUGGGUUGUGCUAGGAGACUCUCACAUGCGUUACCUCCUGGCCGCCUUCCUCACGCGCUUCAGAAGCCCCACCCUCCAGUACCGACUACGAAGUACUGACAAGUGGUCGAGUGCAGAUGUUCUAGAGCAAACGCUUCACCACCAAAAAAUGUUGUAUGAUAUUGAGGUCCGUGACCUGGGAGUCAACUUCCACAUGACCUACAUCCUGGACAUUCACCUGACGGUGCUGCCCAAGAAGCUGACGGAGUGGCAGCAGCAGCCUCACCGCUCCCCAACACUCCUAGUCUUUGCUUCGGCGUUGCACUGGAUGUGGCACACACAAAACGUGUACCAGAGCCAGGGACCCGAGGCAGCCGUCGCCCUGUACAGGAAACACAUCAGAAGCCUAAGACACCAGCUCACACGCUUCGCAGCCAACACCCCCGUCGCCUUUAAGCUUCUCGACGACCUAUUGUUCGGCAGCGCACCUAACGCAACAGAUGCUAUGCACACCCGGAGUAACUACCCGCUGUACAACAAGGCGGCGCUGGAGGAGCUGUCAGGGACGGGUGUGAUCAUCUGGGACAGCACCCUGCCACUCUCCAGGGCCUACACCCUCCGCUGUGAGGCACAACCCCUGCACACUCCACCCUGGCACCACUGGAACUGCCUGGACAGGGGCCAUGUAGGGUACAUCCUCGUGGACCAGUAUGCUGAUAUGAUCAUCAAUGAUUACUGUAACAAAUACCUAAAUUUAGGACAAGACUUUUGUGUCUAGCUUCCAUGUUCCACCUUCUGCGAUCGUUAUAUGGUGGGUUGUUCAACUGUCCAUAAAUACCCUUACGGAACUAUUCACUCUACCCACCAUGAGAGUAAGAACAAGACCGGAACGGGAAGAUACCAACGUAUACGCUGCUCAAAAUGCCACACCCACUACACAUGAUUAAUCUCUGUAUGCGCUUCCUCCCAUUUUUCCUGCUUUAUUCAUCCUUAUUUACGUUCCCCGUUUAUGCCUUAUUCUUCCCUCCUUUAUUGGUGCAUCCCUCAUCCCCCCGCCGGCACUCGGUUGGUAAUCUUGGGCAUGGUAUUUUAUCAAAUCACCUCAUUCUUUGGGGCACACGUGAGGAACACAUGGCCUUCCCGGCUUGGUUCCUUCUUUGAUAAUUAUUCCGUACCACUCAGCUAUUUGUAUUAUGUACUUGACCUCCCUAACGAUAUAAAUCCAAUACACCCCAGCACAGAUAGGUUUACGGGCUCACCAUAGCCCGUGCUACAUGGACACUUCGGUCUGAGUAGCUAAAUCUGAAACAACAACAACAGCACAGAUAGAAUUACGGGCUAUUCAUGCCCGUGCUACCUCUUGGGUGGCUUAAUCUUUAUUAAUCAAUCAAUCACAGUCCCAUCACUUGAGAAUGAACCAUUUAGGUUCGAAACGUUGUGUAAAUUUAUUAUAAAUGCAAUACAUUCUACAUUUAAUUAUUUUUUUAGUUCACCUCGAACAAAGAUGACAUUUAGAGAAAUUCUCUUCCAAUUAAACGAAGAUGCAAGAGCACUUUUGAAAUGACUGCAAGAAUAUGCAGUCAUUUUCAAUGAAACAUGUCUAAAGGAAA